UUGUUUCCUUCCUACUUUCUUUCCAUCCUUCAUAUUUUCAUUCUCCCCUUCCAUCUCUCCUUCUUUCCAUCCUACUUGCUUCUAUCCUUCCUGCAUUCCUAUUUUACCCGCAACUUUCCUAACGGUCCUUUCUACUUUCAUUCGCUCCUUCCAUCUCUCCUUCUUUCCAUCCUACUCGCUUCUAUCCUUCCUGCAUUCCUAUUUUACUUGCCACUUUCCUUCUGUCCUUUUUACUUUCAUUCGCUCCUUCCAUCUCUCCUUCUUUCCAUCCUACUUGCUUCUAUCCUUCCUGCAUUCCUAUUUUACUUGCCACUUUCCUUAUGUCCUUUCUAUUUUCAUUCGCUCCUUCCAUCUCUCCUUCUUUCCAUCCUACUUGCUUCUAUCCUUCCUGCAUUCCUAUUUUACCCGCAACUUUCUUUCUGUCCUUUCUACUUUCAUUCGCUCCUUCCAUCUCUCCUUCUUUCCAUCCUACUUGCUUCUAUCCUUCCUGCAUUCCUAUUUUACUUGCCACUUUCCUUCUGUCCUUUCUACUUUCAUUCAACCUUCCAUCUCUCCUUCUUUCCAUCCUGCUUCUAUCCUUCCUGCAUUCCUAUUUUACUUGCCACUUUCCUUCUGUACUUUCUACUUUCAUUCGCUCCUUCCAUCUCUCCUUCUUUCCAUCCUACUUGCUUCUAUCCUUCCUGCAUUCCUAUUUUACUUGCCACUUUCCUUCUGUCCUUUCUACUUUCAUUCAACCUUCCAUCUCUCCUUCUUUACAUCCUACUUGCUUCUAUGCUUCCUGCAUUCCUAUUUUACCCGCAAAUUUCCUUCUGUCCUUUCUACUUUCAUUCGCUCCUUCCAUCUCUCCUUCUUUCCAUCCUACUUGCUUCUAUCCUUCCUGCAUUCCUAUUUUACUUGCCACUUUCCUUCUGUCCUUUUUACUUUCAUUCGCUCCUUCCAUCUCUCCUUCUUUCCAUCCUACUUGCUUCUAUCCUUCCUGCAUUCCCAUUUUUGUGCUUUCCACUUUCCUUCUGUCCUUUUUUCCAUCCUAUUUCAUUCGCUUACCUUCCAUCUCUCCUUCUUUCCAUCCUUCUUUCCAUCCUACUUGCUUCUAUCCUUCCUGCAUUCCUAUUUUACUUGCCACUUACCUUCUGUCCUUUCUAUUUUCAUUCGCUCCUUCCAUCUCUCCUUCUUUCCAUCCUACUUGCUUCUAUCCUUCCUGCAUUCCUAUUUUACUUGCCACUUUCCUUCUGUCCUUUCUACUUUCAUUCGCUCCUUCCAUCUCUCCUUCUUUCCAUCCUACUUGCUUCUAUCCUUCCUGCAUUCCUGCAUUCCUAUUUUCAUUCCUUUCACUUUCCUUCUGUCCUUUUUUAUUUCCUUCUUUCCUUCCUAUUGCUUCUAUCCUUCUUUCCAUCCUAUUUUACCCCCACUUUCCUUCUGUCCUUUCUGUUUUCCUUCCAUUCUCCUUCUUUCCAUCCUUCCUUCUGUCCUUUCUAUUUUCAUUCGCUCCUUCCAUCUCCUUCCAUCUCUCCUUCUUUCCCUAUUUACUUACCACUUUCCUGUCCUUUUUAUCCUCCUUCUCCUUCUUUACAUCCUAUCUAUCCUUCCUGCAUUCCUAUUUUACUUGCCACUUUCCUUUCUCUUCCUUCCUGCAUUCCUAUUUUACCCUUUCUUUCUGUCCUUUCUACUUUCAUUCGCUCCUUCCAUCUCUCCUUCUUUCCAUCCUUGCUUCUAUCCUUCCUGCAUUCCUAUUUUACUUGUCUGUCCUUUCUACUUUCAUUCGCUCCUUCCAUCUCUCCUUCUUUCCAUCCUACUUGCUUCUAUCCUUCCUGCAUUCCUAUUUUACUUGUCACUUUCCUUCUGUCCUUUCUACUUUCAUUCGCUCCUUCCAUCUCUCCUUCUUUCCAUCCUACUUGCUUCUAUCCUUCCUGCAUUCCUAUUUUACUUGCCACUUACCUUCUGUCCUUUCUAUUUUCAUUCGCUCCUUCCAUCUCUCCUUCUUUCCAUCCUACUUGCUUCUAUCCUUCCUUUCCUAUUUUUUUCCUUCUGUCCUUUCUAUUUUCAUUUCAUCUCCCCUGUUUCCAUUUCCUUCCUGUCCUUUUCUUGCCACUUUCAUUCUGUCCUUUCCUUCAUCUCUCCUUCUCUCUCCUUCUUUCCAUCUUACUUCUAUCCUUCCUGCAUUCCUAUUUUACCUGCCACUUUCCUUCUGUCCUUUCUACUUUCAUUCGCUCCUUCCAUCUCUCCCUUAUUCCAUCCUGCUUGUCCUUUCUACUUCCUAUUUUACUUGCCACCUUCCUUCUGUCCUUUCUUUUCAUUCCUCCUUCCAUCUCUCCUUCUUUCCAUCCUACUUCUAUCCUCCUUCCUGCAUUCUAUUUACUUUGCCACUUUCCUUCUGUCCUUUCUACUUUCAUUCUCUCCUUCCAUCUCUCCUUCUUUCCAUCCUACUUGCUUCUAUCCUUCCUGCAUUCCUAUUUUACUUGCCACUUUCCUUCUGUCCUUUCUACUUUCAUUCGCUCCUUCCAUCUCUCCUUCUUUCCAUCCUACUUGCUUCUAUCCUUCCUGCAUUCCUAUUUUUGCCCUUUACCUUCUGUCCUUUCUACUUUCAUUCCUCCUUCAUCUCUCCUUCUUUCCAUCCUACUUGCUUCUAUCCUUCCUGCAUUCCUAUUUUACUUGCCACUUUCCUUCUGUCCUUUCUACUUUCAUUCGCUCCUUCCAUCUCUCCUUCUUUCCAUCCUACUUGCUUCUAUCCUUCCUGCAUUCCUAUUUUACUUGCCACUUUCCUUCUGUCCUUUCUACUUUCAUUCGCUCCUUCCAUCUCUCCUUCUUUCCAUCCUACUUGCUUCUAUCCUUCCUUGCAUUCCCUUUUUUUCUUCUCCCAUCUUUCCUUCUGUCCUUUCUACUUUCAUUCUCUCCUUCCAUCUCUCCUUCUUUCCAUCCUCCUUCUUUCCACUUGCUUCUAUCCUUCCUGCAUUCCUAUUUUACUUGCACUUUCCUUCUGUCCUUUCUACUUUCAUUCGUCCUUUCUCUCCUUCUUUCAUCCCUACUUGCUUCUCCUUCCAUUUCUCUUACUUUUCCUUCUGUCCAUUCCUUUCAUUUGCUCCUUCAUCCUUUUUCCAUCCUACUUUCUUCUAUCAGUCCUGCAUUCCCUAUUUUACUUGCCACUUUCCUUCUGUCCUUUCUACUUUCAUUCGCUCCUUCCAUCUCUCCUUCUUUCCAUCCUACUUGCUUCUAUCCUUCCUGCAUUCCUAUUUUACUUGCCACUUUCCUUCUGUCCUUUCUACUUUCAUUCGCUCCUUCCAUCUCUCCUUCUUUCCAUCCUACUUGCUUCUAUCCUUCCUGCAUUCCUAUUUUGCCACUUUCUUGUCCUUUCUUUCCUUCUGUCCUUUUUCUACUUUCAUUCCUGCAUCCUUCCAUCUCCUUCCUUCUUUCCAUCCUCCUUCAUCUAUCCUUCCCAUCCAUUCCUAUUUUAUUAUUGCCACUUUCCUUCUGUCCUUUCUACUUUCAUUCGCUCCUUCCAUCUCUCCUUCUUUCCAUCCUUUUGCUUCUAUCCUUCCUGCAUUCCUAUUUUACCUAUUUUUCUAUUUUCCUUCUGUCCUUUCUAAUUUCAUUCGCUCCUUCCAUCUCUCCUUCUUUCCAUCCUACUUGCUUCUAUCCUUCCUGCAUUCCUAUUUUACUUGCCACUUACCUUCUGUCCUUUCUACUUUCAUUCGCUCCUUCCAUCUCUCCAUCCUCUUUUCAUCCUUCCUGAAUUUAUUUUACUUGCCGCUUCUAUCCUUCCUACUUUCAUUCCUAUUUUUCCAUCCCUACUUGCUUCAUUUCCUUUUUACUGUCCCUUUCUACUUUCAUUCGCUCCUUCCAUCUCUCCUUCUUUUUCCAUCCUACUUGCUUCUAUCCUUCCUGCAUUCCUAUUUUACUUGCCACUUUCCUUCUGUCCUUUCUAUUUUCAUUCUCUCCUUCCAUCUCUCCUUCUUUCCAUCCUGCUUGCUUCUAUCCUUCCUGCAUUCCUAUUUUACUUGCCACUUUCCUUAUGUCCUUCUGUUUCCUUCCUUCCAUCUCCCUUCUUUCCAUCCCUCUUGCUUCUAUCCUUCCUGCAUUCCUUUUUACCCUGCCACUUCCUUCUCCUUCUUUCAUUUCCUCCUUCCAUCUCUCCUUCCUUCCAUCCUACUUGCUUCUAUCCUUCCUGCAUUCUAUUUUACUUACUUUUCCUUCUGUCCUUUCUAUUUUCAUUCGCUCCUUCCAUCUCUCCUUCUUUCCAUCCUACUUGCUUCUAUCCUUCCUGCAUUCCUAUUUUACUUACAACUUCCUUCUGUCCUUUCUACUUUCAUUCGCUCCUUCCAUCUCUCCUUCUUUCCAUCCUACUUGCUUCUAUCCUUCCUGCAUUCCUAUUUUACUUGCCCUUUCCUUCUGUCCUUUCUAUUUUCAUUCGCUCCUUCCAUCUCUCCUUCUUUCCAUCCUACUUGCUUCUAUCCUUCCUGCAUUCCUAUUUUACCCGCCACUUUCUUUCUGUCCUUUCUACUUUCAUUCGCUUCCAUCUCUCCUUCUUUCCAUCCUUCUUUCCUUCCUGCAUUCCUAUUUUACCCCUACUUUCCUUCCUGUUUUCUACUUUCAUUCACACCUUCCAUCUCCUUCUUUCCAUCCUUUCUUCUAUCCUUCCUGCAUUCCUAUUUUUACUUCCACUUUCCUUCUGUCCUUUCUACUUUCAUUCGUUCCUUCCAUCUCUCCUUCUUUCCCUGCAUUCCUGCUUCUAUCCUUCCUGCAUUCCUUUUUUUUUUUCUACCACUUUCCUUUACUAACCUUCCUUUCUACUUUCAUUCGCUCCUUCCAUCUCUCCUUCUUUCCAUCCUACUUGCUUCUAUCCUUCCUGCAUUCCUAUUUUACUUGCCACUUUCCUUCUGUCCUUUCUACAUUCAUUCCUCCUUCCAUCCUCCUUCUCCAUCCUGCCUUCUAUCCUUCCUGCAUUCCCUAUUUUCCAUCCUGCCACUUUCCUUCUGUCCUUUCUCCUUUCAUUCGCUCCUUCCAUCUCUCCUUCUUUCCAUCCUACUUGUUCUAUCCUUCCUUCUGUUUCUAUUUUAUUCACUUUCCUUCUCUCCUUUCUACUUUCAUUCCGCUCCCUUCCAUCUCUCCUUCUUUUCCAUCCUACUUGCUUCUAUCCUUCCUGCAUUCCUAUUUUGCCCACCACUUUCCUUCUGUCCUUUCUACUUUCAUUCGCUCCUUCCAUCUCUCCUUCUUUCCAUCCUAUUUGCUUCUAUCCUUCCUGCUCCUUCCUAUUUUUCCAUCCACUUUCCUUCUGUCCUUUUUACUUUCAUUCGCUCCUUCCAUCUCUCCUUCUUUCCAUCCUACUUGCUUCUAUCCUUCCUGCAUUCCUAUUUUACUUGCCACUUUCCUUCUGUCCUUUCUACUUUCAUUCUCUCCUUCCAUCUCUCCUUCUUUCCAUCCUACUUGCUUCUAUCCUUCCUGCAUUCCUAUUUUACUUGCCACUUACCUUCUGUCCUUUCUACUUUCAUUCGCUCCUUCCAUCUCUCCUUCUUUCCAUCCUACUUGCUUCUAUCCUUCCUGCAUUCCUAUUUUUUACUUUCAUUCGCUUUCCUUCUGUCCUUUCUACUUUCAUUCGCUCCUUCCCUAUCUCUCCUUCUUUCCCAUCCUGCCAUCCUACUUCUAUCCUUCCUGCAUUCUAUUUUACACGCAACUUUCCUUCUGUCCUUUCUACUUUCAUUCGCUCCUUCCAUCUCUCCUUCUUUCCAUCCUACUUGCCUUCUAUCCUUCCCUGCAUUCCUAUUUUACCCUUGCUUUCCUUCUGUCCUUUCUGCUUUCAUUCGCUCCUUCAUCUCUCCUUCUUUCCAUCCUCUUGCUUCUAUCCUUCCUGCAUUCCUAUUUUACCCCUUUCCUUCAGUCCUUUCUAUUUUCAUUUCGCUUCCUUCCCUUCUUUCCUUCUUUAUCCAUUCCUAUUUGCUUCUAUCCUUCCUGCAUUUUCUCAUUUCCUUCCACUCUCUUCCAUCCCUCCUUCCAUCUCCAUCCUUUUGCCCACUAUCCUUCCUGCAUUCCUAUUUUAUUUCCACUUUCAUCCUUCUUUCUUUUCAUUCCUUCCCUUCAUUUCCUUCUUUCAUCCUUCUUGCUUUCUAUCCUUCGCUCCAUUCCUAUUUUACUUACCUUUCCUUCUGUCCUUUCUACUUUCUAUUUUACUCCCUUCCAUCUCUCCUUCUUUCCAUCCUACUCCUUCUUUCCUACUCUUUCCUAUUCUAUUUCCACUUUUCCUUCUCAUUCCUUUCCUUUCUUUCCCUUUCCUUCCAUCUCUCUUCUUUCCAUCCCUGCCUUCUAUCCUUCCUGCAUUCCUAUUUUACUUACCACUUACCUUUCUGUUUCUACAUUCAUUCGCUCCUUCCAUCUCUCCUUCUUUCCAUCCUACUUCUUCCUUCCUUCCUUCCUAUUCCUAUUUUUACUUCUACUUCUUCUGUACUUUCUACUUUCAUUCGCUCCUUCCAUCUCUCUUCUUUCCAUCCUACUUGCUUAUAUCCUUCCUGCAUUCCUAUUUUACUUUGCCCAUACCUUCUGUCCUUUCUACUUUCAUUCGCUCCUUCCAUCUCUCCUUCUUAUCAUCCUACUUCUUCUUCUAUCCUUCCUGCAUUCCUAUUUUACUUGCCACUUUCCUUCUGUCCUUUCUUUUCAUUCGCUCCUUCCAUCUCUCCUUCUUUCCAUCCUUAUAUCCUUCCACAAUUCCUAUUUUACUUGCCCUUUCCCUUCUGUCCCUUUCUACUUUCAUUCUCUCCUUCCAUCUCUCCUUCUUUCCAUCCCUACUUACUUCUCCUUCCUGCAUUCCCUAUUUUACCCUUACUUUCCUUCUGUCCUUUCUUUUCAUUCCCUCCUUCCAUCUCCUUCUUUGCAUCCUACCUUCUAUCCUUCCUGCAUUCUAUUUUACUUGCCACUUUCCUUCUGUCCUUUCUAUUUUCAUUCUCCUUCCAUCUUUCUUCUUUCAUUUCUAAUCUAUGCUUUGCCCUUGUCCUUUCCUUCCAUCUUUCCUUCUUUCUUUCUUUUUCUUUCUUUCUUUCUUUCUUUCUUCAUGUCAUGGACAUCUCUUUUCAUUCCUUCUUGCUUUUCCUUGUUUCAUUGACUUAUUGGACCUUACAUUCUUUCUCCUUUCAUUUCUAA
Acanthosepion pharaonis is the source of this 7122-nucleotide messenger RNA. NCBI's taxonomy places the organism in Eukaryota, Metazoa, Mollusca, Cephalopoda, Sepiida, Sepiidae. The record is from the annotation of a GenBank genome assembly.